This is a messenger RNA of Kwoniella botswanensis, 345 nucleotides long. RefSeq lists its product as uncharacterized. The transcript has 4 exons. The record is from RefSeq and is a predicted model, not a curated record. Gene Ontology annotation, biological process: DNA damage checkpoint signaling; telomere maintenance; protein phosphorylation. NCBI's taxonomy places the organism in Eukaryota, Fungi, Basidiomycota, Tremellomycetes, Tremellales, Cryptococcaceae. Gene Ontology annotation, molecular function: protein binding; protein serine/threonine kinase activity. Gene Ontology annotation, cellular component: nucleus. Bases 1 to 345 code for a protein of 114 amino acids.
AUGGUGGACGCUUUGGGCGUGACUGGUGUAGAAGGUGUCUUCCGCAAAGCUGCCGAGAUCACUAUGGGGAUAUUGAGAAACAAUAGCGAUUCCUUGAUGAGUGUGCUUGAAGCCUUCGUUCAUGAUCCUUUGAUCGAAUGGAUAAAAAUUGGACGAAGCAAAUCCGAAAGAGACAUCAAAGCCUCGGCUGACAGAAACCUCAAACCUAUCAAAUCGAAACUCCGAGGUAUCAUGGAAGAAGGUACGGUUCUGUCUGUACCUAGUCAAGUUGAAGCAUUGAUCAAAGAAGCGACAAGUCUCACAAACUUAUCCGCAAUGUAUAUAGGUUGGGCACCAUGGUUGUAA